AUGGGGCGCUACUCAGGCAAGACAUGCAGGUUGAUCUUCAUGCUGGUGCUCACCACCGGCUUCUUCGUGGCGGAGCUGGUGUCCGGCUACCUGGGCAAUUCCAUCGCCUUAAUCUCCGACUCUUUCAACAUGCUGUCGGAUCUCAUCUCGCUCUGCGUGGGGAUCAGCGCCGGUUUUAUCGCUCGCCGCCACACCAGAGGCGCCCGGGCAACCUAUGGCUACAGCCGAGCGGAGGUGGUGGGGGCACUGAGCAACGCAGUCUUUCUCACGGCCCUCUGCUUCACCAUCUUCGUGGAGGCCAUUCUGCGCCUGGUCCGUCCAGAGCGUAUUGAUGAUCCAAAGCUAGUGCUCAUCGUAGGGGCCUUGGGACUGGCGGUCAACGUGGUGGGUUUGCUGAUUUUCCAGGAUUGUUCCUGGUUCACUUGCCGUAGCCGCCGCCGCCGGCGACGUCUGAGUGGCAGCAAAAGGGAACCCUCUGCUGCCCUGGAUGCAGUUAGAACGCAGCAGAUGCAGCCGUCUGGACCACCUGCUGUAGUACCGGGUUCAGAUUCGACCCUCACUCUUAGGGUGGCCUCCAGCCCUCCGAAGGAGGAGAAAGCGGCGGCUCUGCAGCCCAGUGAAGCAGGUGAUUCCCUGAACAUCCAGAAUGAACCUGAAGAGAAUAUAAAAAAAGAGAAAAAGUCUGAAGCCCUGAAUAUCAGAGGUGUUCUUUUGCAUGUCAUGGGAGAUGCACUAGGAUCCGUGGUAGUGGUCAUCGCUGCUAUCAUCUUCUAUAUACGUCCUUUGGACGCCAAUGCUCCAUGUAACUGGCAGUGCUACAUUGACCCAAGCCUCACUAUUAUCAUGGUCAUCAUCAUUCUGUCAUCUGCCUUUCCACUCAUCAAGGAGACAGCAUCCAUUUUGCUACAGAUGGUUCCCAAAGGCAUCAAUUUGGAAGAACUGGUGAGCAAGCUAUCCAAAGUGCCUGGAGUUAGCAGCAUACAUGAAGUGCAUGUCUGGGAACUUGUAAGUGGGAAAAACAUUGCCACUCUUCACAUCAAGUGCCAAAAGGGCAAAGAUUACCGAGAUGCCAAUUUCAAAAUGCGAGAAAUUUUCCACAGUGCAGGGAUCCACAAUGUAACUAUCCAGCCAGAAUAUGUGGACCAAAAGGAAUCCUUGGAGCAGGAAUGGAUGCUAUUCUGCAGCUCACCCUGCAUCUCCAAAGCCUGUGUGAAACAGCUCUGCUGCCCUCCUGAAACACAACCACUUACCCAUGUCAAUGGUUGUACAGAGCCCAAUGGUUGCCCCCCAACUGCAACAUACAGAAGUGAUGGUUUAAGUCUAAAUGACACAGCUGCGAUUGUCAUUGAAGCGGACAGUGCGAGUGACAGUGGGCAAGCUGCUAAAAAGGCGCAAGGAGAUCUGGUCUUUGCCAAUAGCACACAUUUUUAA
This is a messenger RNA of Gracilinanus agilis (Agile Gracile Mouse Opossum), 1431 nucleotides long. RefSeq names its product solute carrier family 30 member 10 (gene SLC30A10). Bases 1 to 1431 code for a protein of 476 amino acids. Gene Ontology annotation, cellular component: membrane. Gene Ontology annotation, molecular function: zinc ion transmembrane transporter activity. The record is from RefSeq and is a predicted model, not a curated record. NCBI's taxonomy places the organism in Eukaryota, Metazoa, Chordata, Mammalia, Didelphimorphia, Didelphidae. Gene Ontology annotation, biological process: zinc ion transmembrane transport; manganese ion transport; intracellular zinc ion homeostasis. The transcript is spliced from 4 exons.